AUGCGUACUUCAACUCUCAUUGCCUCCUUGGCGGCUUCCGCCUCGGCCUACGAUGCCUGGAUGAACGAGCCUGACACUGGCAUGGACACUUACCUCGCCAGCACCAAUUGGACCCAAGGUAGUCGUCCUCUCCUCAAGGACAUCCGUGGUGUUCCCGACUUUGACUUUGCUGCUCGUCAGACCUUGACUGACCAGCAGUACGCCUUUUACCGCACUGCCGCUGCGGGAGAGUGGGCGUACCGCAACAACCUCAAGGUUUGGGAAAAGGCCAGACUUCGACCUCACCAGCUCGCUAGUGUCCAUGGCCUCAACGAGACACUUGGAGUUACCAUUCUGGGUCACAACUUCAGCGCUCCCAUCUUCAUCUCUCCCGCUGCCCGUGCUGGUUACGGUGACGAGGAGCGCGGUGAGCUUAACUUUGUCGAUGCUGCCGCUGACGAAGAUAUCCUCUACGUCGCUGCUCUGUAUGCUACCAAGUCCAUUGAGGAGAUUGGUGCUCAACGCAAGAAGCGUGGUAACACCAUCUUCCAGCAGAUUUACUCCAAUGCAAAUCUCUCUGUUACGUGGGAUGCCAUGAAGCGUGCUGAAGAUCAGGGUGUCAAGGCUAUUGUCUGGACCAUCGAUGCUCCUGCUACUUCCGUUCGCCAUCGCGCUGCUCGUUACGACACCACCAAUGCUAACGGUGCUACGUCUGUCCUUAGCUGGGACCUCUUUAAAGAGAUCAAGGCCCACACCAAGCUUCCCAUCAUCCUCAAGGGCAUUACCACCACUGAGGAUGCUCUUCGAGCUGUCGAGGCUGGAGCUGAUGGUAUCUGGCUCUCAAACCACGGCGGUCGCCAAGUUGACUACUCUCCCUCUCCUCUCGAAAUUGCCUACGAGAUCCGUCGCAAUGCCCCUGAGAUCUUCACCAAGACCGAGGUUAUUGCCGACAGUGGUAUCCGAUAUGGUAGCGAUGUUAUCAAGCUGCUGGCUCUUGGUGUCAAGGCUAUUGGUCUUGGACGUCCUUUCAUGUACUCCAACGUUUACGGUGUUGAGGGUCCCAAGAAACUCAUCCAGAUCCUCAAGAGUGAGAUCCUGGCUGAUGCUGCUCAGAUUGGAAUCACUGAUCUUCACAACAUUCCUUCCAAGGUGCUCAACACUCGUGCACUGGAGCGCGAUGUUUACCUGAUGGAUGAGAACUAA
This is a messenger RNA of Fusarium pseudograminearum CS3096, 1182 nucleotides long. RefSeq lists its product as uncharacterized. The transcript is spliced from 4 exons. Lineage: Eukaryota; Fungi; Ascomycota; Sordariomycetes; Hypocreales; Nectriaceae. Gene Ontology annotation, molecular function: FMN binding; oxidoreductase activity. Bases 1 to 1182 code for a protein of 393 amino acids. The record is from RefSeq and is a predicted model, not a curated record.